AUGGGGGCUAGCACCGACCAUGCUCCUGCAAUGUUGAUGGACGUACCUGCAGAAUACCGCAGAACAGCGAACCCUGUGAUGUUGAAGAUGUUCUUCGUAGAGGACACCGAUAACGUUACUGAGCAGUGCCCUCAUGACAGUGAGCGCGUGGAGUCCGUGGCGAACAGCACCGCGCCGUUCAAGAAAGAGAACACCACGAUCGCAGUUUCAGCGCAAAGCCCAGACACGUUCUUGGGCAUGGAGUUCGAUCUCGUCAGCGAGGCACCUGUGGGUCACACCCUGGCCUUCGAGAUCCCUUCCGGGACGGAGAUCGUCUGGGUGAGCCGUGAAGAGAUGGUCGAUGUGCUCAAAACGCAGGAGAUGCCGGCUUCCCUCGAAAGGCGCUUAGAGGCGCAGUCACGCAAAGCUUCUUUGGCCAAGGGGAUGGAUGUCGCGCUCACGCAGAAAUCAGAUAGGCGGUGCAGGCGGCGCAGGGCUCCGUCGUGCACAGGUGAAGAGAUUAUGGCAGGAGGUGCCGCCGCCAUGGUCGUCGGCUUCUUGGUCUGCGCGUUUACUUUCAUAGGCUGCUUCACGGCGUGGCCGUUCUUGGUUACUAUGGGGGGUAUAGUCGUGAGAAACGGUGCUUGCUCAUGCUGGGCUAACGAUAAUUCUGGGCGGGCUUCCUGUGCGUUCCGGCGAGGGCGGCGAGGGUUGCGAGUGUGCUGUAGCGGUCUCCAAUUUCUGCUCCAAUUGCAGUUGGCAGGCUGGCUGGCGACCAUGUGGUGCAUGGACGCCUCCCUGGCCAAGCCAGGAGGGUGUCCACACCGCUCCUCGGCACAGGAUGGGCCUGGCAGGGCCCAUCGCCCUGUGCAGGGCGGCGGGGCCUGUACCUAG
Molecule: messenger RNA, 873 nt
Organism: Prorocentrum cordatum
Lineage: Eukaryota; Dinophyceae; Prorocentrales; Prorocentraceae
Source: the annotation of a GenBank genome assembly